This is a messenger RNA of Dimorphilus gyrociliatus, 1701 nucleotides long. NCBI's taxonomy places the organism in Eukaryota, Metazoa, Annelida, Polychaeta, Dinophilidae. The record is from the annotation of a GenBank genome assembly.
ACACUUUACAUAAAUCCAUCCUCAAGCCAACAACCUUGAAAGUAAGCGAGGCUAAAGUACUAAAACUUAACUUCGGACUCUCUCAUAUAAAUUCGUUGGAGAUUUUUCACUCUUGAACACUAUUAUCUAUAAAAACAAUGAAAAUUUGUUAAAGAGAAAAUUAACUUUCUUUAAAAAACCUAAAAUAUGGAGAUAGACGAUGAUCUUCUUGCAAAUAGUGAUGCUGGCACUGAAGAUGAUGACGAGUUUGUCGAAUUAGCCCCAGAACAGACAAGUGCAAUGGAUGGAAUGGAUCCAGAAGAAUUUCCGUAUGAUGUACUUGCUCUUGAACAAGUUGUUACUUUGAUGGUUGACAUUAUAAAAGAAGUUCGCAAUGUUGUUGAGAUUCCAGCUACGACUACUAGGAUUUUGUUGAAUCAUUUUAAAUGGGAUAAGGAAAAGCUAAUUGAGACAUACUAUGAAAGCGACCCUGAUCGAAUUUUUGCGGAUGCACAUUUAAUUAGCCCGUCUCGAAAGGUUGCUAUUGCUUGCUCCAAGCGAGAAAUAAAACCGAGGUAUUCUGUAAAAGAGAAUGGUGAAUAUGUAUGUGAAAUUUGCUAUGCUUCCGUUCCGGAACAGCUUAUGUCUGGCUUAGAGUGCGGUCAUAGGUUCUGCAUAAGUUGUUGGACUCACUACUUGACAACCAAAAUCAUGGACGAGGGAAUGGGUCAAACUAUUUCAUGUGCUGCCCAUAACUGUGACAUUUUGGUAGAUGACGAGACUGUUAUGAAACUUUUAUCUGAUUCUCAUGUAAAGCUUAAAUAUCAACAUUUGAUUACAAAUAGCUUUGUUGAGUGCAACCGACUCCUUCGAUGGUGUCCAACUCCGGACUGUGGUCAUGUGAUCAAAGGCCAAUAUGUCUCUGACAAACCUGUUACCUGUCGAUGUGGCCAUACCUUCUGCUUUGCCUGCGGUCAAAACUGGCAUGAUCCUGUAAAAUGCAGUAUCUUACGAAAAUGGAUUAAAAAAUGUGAUGACGACUCCGAAACUUCAAAUUGGAUAGCAGCAAAUACAAAAGAAUGUCCAAAGUGUAGAUCCAUUAUCGAAAAAGACGGAGGUUGUAAUCAUAUGGUUUGCAAGAAAUGCCGAUUUGAUUUCUGUUGGGUUUGUCUGGGCCCUUGGGAACCACACGGUUCAAGUUGGUAUAACUGCAAUCGUUAUGAUGAAGACGAGGCUAAAAGAGCCAGAAGCGCUCAAGAAAAAAGUCGAGCAGCUUUACAAAGAUAUCUUUUCUACUGUAAUCGCUAUAUGAAUCAUAUGCAGAGUUUGAAACUGGAAAAUAAAUUGUACGCAAGUGUCAGGGACAAAAUGGAAGAAAUGCAAAAGCACAAUAUGUCGUGGAUUGAAGUUCAAUUUUUAAAGAAAGCCGUCGACGUAUUGUGCCAAUGUAGGCAAACUCUGAUGCAUACGUACGUAUUUGCAUUCUACUUACGAAAAAACAACCAGUCAAUUAUCUUCGAGACGAAUCAGAGAGAUUUAGAGCAAGCUACAGAGCAGCUUAGCGAAUAUUUAGAAAGGGAAAUUACCCAAGAGGUCUUGAGGGAUAUUAAGCAAAAGGUACAAGAUAAAAGUCGUUACUGUGAAAGUAGAAGAAAUGUUCUGCUGAAACAUGUGCAUGAAGGUUACGAAAAUGAACUAUGGGAGUAUUUGGACAAUAUCUAG